AUAUGGUCCGUCUGGCGGUUUGGCGUGCGGCUACAUCCACCCGGCGAAAAGUGGACACGAGACAUCGGUGUGCUCCGGAGACCAGUUAGACAUUAUCCAGCCCUUUACGACCAUGCCAUCCGACUUAGCAAAGAAGAAGGCCGCGAAGAAGAAGGAGGCUGCCAAAGCCCGCCAGCGUACCAAGAAAACGGAUGAGGGAGCCGAGGAGGGUGAACAAGCAGAGACCCAGCAGAAUGGAGCCGAGAGCAACGGUAUUGCCAGUUUGACAAAGGAGCUGGAUGAAUUUGAACUGGCAAAGACUGAGGCAAGGGCAGUGACAGGUGUUCUGGCCUCACACCCCAACAGCACCGAUGUCCACAUUAGCAGCCUGUCGCUCACCUUCCAUGGUCAAGAGCUGCUAGCAGACACCAGCCUGGAGCUCAACUCAGGCAGACGCUAUGGCCUCAUUGGCCUUAACGGCACAGGAAAAUCCAUGCUGUUGUCAGCCAUCGGGCAUCGUGAGAUCCCCAUUCCAGAGCACAUAGAUAUCUACCACUUGACCCGGGAGAUGGCCCCCAGUGAAAAAACGGCUCUUCAUUGUGUCAUGGAGGUGGACGAACAGAGGAUUAUGCUUGAGAAGGAGGCAGAGAGACUUGCCCAUGAGGACUCCGAGUGUGAGAAGCUGAUGGAACUGUAUGAGCGUCUGGAGGAGCUGGAUGCAGACAAGGCAGAGGUGCGAGCCUCUCGGAUCCUCCACGGUUUAGGUUUCACCGCUGCUAUGCAGCAGAAGAAACUGAAGGAUUUCAGUGGAGGAUGGAGGAUGCGUGUGGCUCUGGCCAGAGCCCUGUUCAUCAAGCCCUUCAUGCUGUUGCUCGAUGAGCCCACUAACCACUUGGAUCUGGAUGCCUGUGUGUGGUUGGAGGAGGAGCUCAGUUCGUUCAAGCGAAUCCUUGUGCUCAUCUCACACUCUCAAGACUUCCUGAAUGGUGUGUGCACCAACAUCAUCCACCUUCAUCAGAGAAAACUGAAAUACUACACGGGUAACUAUGACCAGUAUGUGAAGACCAGAGAGGAGCUGGAAGAGAACCAGAUGAAGCGCUUCAACUGGGAACAGGACCAGAUCACACACAUGAAGAAUUACAUUGCCAGGUUUGGACACGGCUCUGCAAAGCUGGCACGACAGGCUCAGAGCAAAGAGAAGACCCUGCAGAAGAUGGUGGCCUCAGGCUUGACUGAAAAAGUUGUGAAUGACAAGACUCUGUCAUUUUAUUUUCCUCCCUGUGGGAAGAUUCCUCCACCUGUUAUCAUGGUUCAGAAUGUGAGCUUCAAGUACAGUGACAACACACCGCACAUAUAUAGAAACCUGGAGUUUGGUAUUGACUUGGAUACACGAGUGGCUCUGGUGGGACCCAAUGGAGCAGGAAAGUCCACACUGCUGAAGCUGCUGAUGGGAGAGCUCCUUCCUACCGAUGGCAUGAUCCGCAAACAUUCUCACGUCAAGAUUGGCAGAUAUCACCAGCAUCUGACAGAGCAGCUGGAACUGGACCUGUCUCCUCUGGAAUACAUGAUGAAAUGUUUCCCCGACAUCAAAGAAAAAGAGGAGAUGAGGAAGAUCAUUGGUCGCUACGGAUUGACAGGAAAACAGCAGGUCAGCCCGAUCAGAAACCUGUCAGAUGGUCAGAAGUGCCGGGUGUGUUUUGCUUGGCUGGCCUGGCAGAACCCUCACAUGCUGUUCCUUGACGAGCCCACCAAUCACUUGGAUAUCGAGACUAUCGACGCAUUGGCAGAAGCCAUCAACGAGUUUGAGGGCGGUAUGAUGCUAGUUAGCCACGACUUCAGGCUAAUUCAGCAGGUUGCUCAGGAAAUCUGGGUGUGUGAGAAUCAAACCAUCACAAAGUGGAAUAGGGACAUCCUGGCAUACAAGGAGCACUUGAAAUCAAAGAUCGAGAAGCAGCAAGCGCAUGACAUCUAAAGAAACAUCACUCUGAGCCACUCCUUUAUUCUGCAUCAUGGAAUUGUCCUGUAAGCUCCUGAGAGGGAGACAUCAUAAAUAGAACUGAAUCAAUCUCUUAUGCAUCUUAUUGGACACGUCUCUUGUACAUGUUGUACUGUAUUUCCAUUUCGGUUUAACAGUUCUGCAUCAUGCUGAACCCACCUCCCUGCCCCCCCUCCUCUCACCUCAGACUGCACUCUGAUUGGCUGACUCACCUGAAGCAUCUCGGUGCAUUUUGGAAUGCAUUCCAUUGUGCUGUCUUCAUUGAAAAGUUUUAUUUUUCCAAAUGUUCUGUUUUAUCCCAACAUGUAUGCAGCAGCUUUUAGGUCAUAUUUUAUGAUAUUUAAAAGUUGACUUUUUUUUUUUUUUCUGUGUAAAAGAGCAGUUCCGCCUUAUUUAACAAUGUAAUGCAAUAAAGGUUUGUCUGAAUAAACAGAACAUAAAAACAGCA
Messenger RNA from Centropristis striata (black sea bass), 2423 nucleotides. Its product is annotated as ATP-binding cassette sub-family F member 2. The transcript is spliced from 15 exons. The coding region runs from base 113 to 1951 and encodes 612 amino acids. The record is from RefSeq and is a predicted model, not a curated record. NCBI's taxonomy places the organism in Eukaryota, Metazoa, Chordata, Actinopteri, Perciformes, Serranidae. Gene Ontology annotation, molecular function: ATP binding; ATP hydrolysis activity.